AUGGACAACGAAAAUUCGUCCAUUUUCCAACCCUACAGCCAGUAUGACUGUUGGCGUGGUGAAAAGCAAAUAAUUCUGAAAACAUCGAUAGGCUGUCAGCUUCCAUAUAUUGUAAAUUUCAAGAGAAAUACAGUUCAAAUUUUUAAUAUUGAAUGGGAAAGAAUCACACAUUCCUAUGUCUUCCCAGAAGGAUGCCAACUUGUGGAUGUCGAUUAUUUUCCAACUGAAGAUGGAAAGCUAGGAAUCCUGGUUGCAGUGGAAGAUCCACGCCAAUCAUGGGGAUCUGAAAAUUUUGUGGUUGCUCUUGCAGCAAAAGAAGAUCAACCGAUGAUGACAGUGACCCACUCGGCUGAUAUUCCUACAAAAAUCACUGUAAUCAAGACAUUGUUCUCGUGUGCAGAUAUGUCCAGACGAGCUAACAGAGAAGUUUUGAAAUUGUAUCAUCGAUUGAUGACAUGGCAGCAUGUGGUGGCUAUUGGAUGUAAAGAUUCGCAGUGUCAUUUGGCCCGGCUAACUCCGGUUGAGGACUCUGCAAGUUUGGUGGUCCCAAUUCACAAUGACCGGAGAAAUCUUAUCAAUUUGAUGAGUGCAUUCAUCGAAGGAUCGGUCCUACAGUACACUCAAAACGAUGGAAGUUAUCGGAACUACCCAACAGCAGCCGUUUACAUUUCGGCACUUGCUCUGAUGCCAAGAAGUCGUACUCUUCUUGUUGGAUUAUCAAUGGGUGGUAUUCUGGCUGCGUCUUUGAAUCCAUCGAAUCAAAUGAUUUUUCUCGAAUUAAGACAUGAAAGACUUAUUCGCAAGAUUGCUCCGUUAGAACCAGAAGAUGAUCCAGACAAGUUUGAAUAUUUUAUUGCGGCAGUAGAUGCUUCCCCACGUCAUCCAGUCAUGAUUCAGCUGUGGCGUGGAUCAUUCAAGACUCUCGAACAAGUAGAGGAAGAUUUUAAAUACGAUAAUCCGUUCUAUCUCACCUGCUUGGAACAUAAAAUUCCUUUUGGAGAAAAAUGGAUUUCUGUGAACCCGAUUGUAACGGAAAGAGAGCAUUGGGUUACCACAAAAAGAAGAGCAGGACAUGAUGAAUCGGCUCUUAAUGUAUCACAAACGUUUGGAGCAACUUCAAAUAGAAAUUCAGUUUUGUUGACAUACGAAAGAAAGAAAAUGUUGACAUCAGAAGAUGAUCCAAAUGGAUUGCCAGAGUAUAUUGUGGAGGGAGCCAUAUUUGAUAUUGAUGCAUGGUACUACAAAAGAGUUCCUGGAAAAGUAUCCACGGAUGGAACUGUUCUUAGACAAUGUCCAUUCCUAUCAACAAUCAAAUCAAAUAUUCCAUCCGAAGAUGUGAAUGACAUUGGGAUUCUUGCAAUGAACGCCACAGAUGUCUCUAGAUUCUCAAGCAUGAUAUCAGAUGCGGAUCAGUUGUUCUACCCAUCGGCAUUAACUUAUGAAAGAGUUUUUGUGGCCAAAAAUUCCAAGAUUGAAUGGAUGAAAAUUCAAAAUAUCCAGGAUACGAUCAUCAACAAAUGCUCUUCGAAACUUGCAUUCUAUCUCAAUUCAGCAGAAGACGUUUCAGGGAUUAUCAUUGCUGCUGGGAUGGUCAGGAAAAACAUUCUAUCGGGAUCUCCCAACUCGAGCGCAGCUGAUAUCAACUACUCUCAACUGUCAUCUGACCAGAAAGUCCUUCUGAAUCUGAUAGUUUACUACGGAAAAGUUGAAGCAUUAUGUGGAAUAGUGAGCAAUUCAGAUGUUAGUGAGACACUGAAAACCGAGAUUGCUGAUUGGGCACUCCACGAAGCAGUUGAUUUCAAAAGAACAAUUUCUGAUAAGAUGGUUGCGAUUUUCCAAGGAAGAUCACAUGAUCUCUCUCCUCUUGCUCAAGAUGCAAUAACUCAAGGAAUCAAACUGUUCCGAGUGGUUUACGAAUAUCUUAAAACUUGCUCCAAAUUCCUGAAAAGCUCCCGUCUUCACAACAUGGCUCAUUCGAUGAAAUGCAUGAGGAAUCAUACAAAACUCAUUUAUCAGUUCUUUGUUUUUGAUAUUAUUCCUGUGAAUCAAGAACGACAAAAAACGAUGAGAGAUAUGCACUCAAAGAGGAAAAUUGCUGCUAUCAGAAACUCGUCGUCGCUUCCCAUCCAAGCAUUGAUAAGAAACAUGGAUCGUCUCGCUCCAAACGCUCAAUUCUGGGACGGAAUCACUCACUCCGAAUGGUAUCCACCAACACCUGUAGAUCUUUUGGAAUCUCUUCUCUGUGUGAACCUUCCAGAAAGAAUGAAAAGAGAACUUGUAGUUCAAUAUGUGGUAGACUGGGUUCGUGCUUCUGGAAACGAGUUGAAUGACAAGCAAAUUGCAAUGGAGGUGAUCAAAAUCAUGACAAAUCAAAUGUUGGAAGUGGAUUUGGAGAAGAUUUACUAUGUUUUGGACCAAGAAAAGAAUGCAUUGACAGAUAACAAGGCUGCAGAAGAAGUUCGAGCACUAGGAGAGAAGGUGUUUUCAAUGCAAAGAGAAGAAGUGAGCUACGAGAAGUUAUGGGGAGGAGGUGUUCCUAUUACUGUGACAAUCAACAAACAAGAUCUGAAGAAGUUCGAGCAAAGAAUGAAACUCCAAAUGGAGAAGGCAAGAUUACCAGUUCUCGAUCCAGAAUCUGAAAUGCUUUACCAAGUUUACCUGUUUGAAAACGAGAAAUUCAACGCGAUGUCUUCCGAAGCCAUCCGAUCCAACAAACUUCUCUCCAUGUUUAUGCCAGGAAUGUACAAGAAACACUUCAGAAGUCUACAAAAGAGCUCAAAGGAAAAAGAGAUUGAACAGACUGUAAAAACAAUGUUUGAAAGACAAAAAAUGCUGGAUGAAGUAGUUGAAGACGAGGAUGAUAUGGUUGCAGUUGUUCGUGAUCAACAGAAAAGAAAAAGGAAAUCUGGAACAUUCGGAGGAGAUGACGAUGAUUGCUCAAGUGUAUCUUCCGCUUCUUUUGUUCCACCGACAGCCAAGAAAAUUCAACUAUGGAAAAAAGCUAGUGAACCAGCAGUAGCUUCGAUUCCAGAAUCUCCAGAUAAUAAGAAUUCCAGCAUUACGAGUCUCGUUCAUUCAGGUGAUCCACAUGAAAACAAUGAGAUUAACAUGUUGAUUGCGACACCAGCUCGUUAUUACAAACGACCUGCCUUCGAAGACGACGAUGUUAAUGAGUUUUUGUCUCCGACACGCGGAAAAGAACCUCCUUUACCAGCCCAGAAUAGUAUUCUGAAGACCGCAAAAGCUGUACAAACUGGAAAUCGAGGACGGAUUCGAUUCCACGAAAGUGUCCGGAAACCUGCAGAAGAGAGGAUUGAAAAGAACGAAGAUAGCGCCCCUUCAAAAGGAUUAACAUUGAAUUUUGCAAUUCUGGAGGAUGAGGAAGAAGAAGAAACAAUGACUACAAGAAGAUCGAGAACUAUGGAAACUGAAAAAGAGGUGGAAAGAGAAGAAGAGGUAAUGGAAGAGGAAGAAGAAGAAAGUCAUGAAGAAGACGUUGAACAAGAAAAAGAAGAGGAUGAGUGUGUUGAAAGCGAGAAAACGUUUGAAGAACAAGAAGAUUUCGAAGUUCUCGAAGAUACAUCGGCUCCUGAAAAAAUGAAUUCACUAGAAGACACAUUCGAGCCAAGAGAAGAUGAUGUUAUGCCACCAGUUGAUGAAACUUAUAAAGAAGAAGAAGAAAAGGAAGAAGAAGAGGAGAAAGACAAAGAAGAGAAACAAGAAGAAUCAAAUGGUGAAGAAGUGUCUGAUGGUAUUCUGAGAAGCAUGGAAGUUCAGUCAGAUGAUGAUGUAGACCCAAUCCAACCAGAAAUUGUAGAAGAGGAAGUAGGAGAAGAUGUAGAAAAGGUGCAAGAACAUCAAGAAGAAGUUGGAAAGGAAGAAGAAGAGCAAAAAACAGAAGAAGUACAAGAAAACAAUGAUGUUGUGGAAGAAGAAAAACAAGAAGAGCUUCAUGAGAAUCCCGUAUCUGUUAAACCGAAAACUAGUGAUGCUCCAGUAGAAGCUUCCUCCGAAGUACAAGAACCUGAGGAUGAUAGACCGCCUUCUAGAACGACCCGGACAAAAACUGUUCAGAAGACACCGUCUGUGAAGACCAACGUCGACACAGAAGAUGGACCGCCAUCCACGAGACUAAGAACUCGAUCUUGCUCGAUCAAACGGGAUGAUGUGGCAUCUGAAACUCCAAGAUCUCGAAGAACUUCGGUUCGCCGAUCUGCUUCUAGAACUUCUUCUGUUUCAGAACAACUUGAAACUGUGGUCCCAUCAGGGAAAACUCGUAAAUCUACGGGUCGUGCCGCAUCAGUGGAACAUCCUACUGGGUCCGAUGUUUCGGGAACUCCAAGAAGGCGUGGAAGACCAAGACUGAGUAGUUUGACAACCACACCAAAGGAAACACGUAAAAGGGAGAAUUCAACUGAACAAGAUGAUACCGAAACACCAAACAAAAGGCGUCGUGGUACUUCGCGAGCUACUCCGAUGAAAGUGAUUCCUGAAGAUGAACCAUCCAUAUCAACGGCUAAUCAACAGGAAGCUACUGAAUCAUCUGUGGUAACACCUAAGAAAGGAAGAGGAAGACCAAGAAAGGAGCUAGCAAACGUAGAGGAGGAGCUAGAAGAACCCGAAGAACCAGCAGUAAAUACUUCCCUUCGUCGAUCCACCCGUCGUUCUCAACAACAGUGA
Caenorhabditis briggsae is the source of this 4680-nucleotide messenger RNA. RefSeq names its product Protein CBR-MEL-28 (gene Cbr-mel-28). Gene Ontology annotation, biological process: regulation of DNA-templated transcription. The coding region runs from base 1 to 4680 and encodes 1559 amino acids. NCBI's taxonomy places the organism in Eukaryota, Metazoa, Nematoda, Chromadorea, Rhabditida, Rhabditidae. The transcript has 13 exons. The record is from RefSeq and is a predicted model, not a curated record.